AUGCCAAAUUAUUUAAAGCAAAAACAAUAAAAAGGGAGAAAUCUCUUUUUAGAUUGAGCCUUUGUUGAACAGUGCUGCCAGAAAUCCUGCAUUUUGCCUGAGCUGGCUUUUUGUAAUGGCUUCGCAGUGGUGUUACCGUGGUGGCGGGGAAGUGGAUGUGAUCAAGUGCAAGUGAUGUUUGUGUUUAGUUCCCCUGUACAUACCCAAAGACAUAAGAGCUGGAUAGCUUCUGAGCUGCAAGGUCCAUAACCCCACCACCCCUGGGUUAGAGAGCUGCAUGGAAUUGUUUUCUGCUUAAUCUCUGCAGAGGCAGGUGCUUCAGAGUAAGUUGUGAUAGUGUUUCAUUCUCUAGCGCUUAAGCUGCAGAAUGGAUGUUCUGCAGUCGUUGGCGUUUUCCCUGUGGAGAGGGAUGAGUUAUGAGAAUUGCUUCACUUGAAUCCCCCUUAGGGCAGGUAAACCCUGUUGAUACGUCCAUGUCGUAGAAUAAGCCAUAAAAACGUGAUGUUUCUUAGCUUUCGUGGACAGAGAAGAACCAAGAGUCUCACAAAUAAACAAAGACUGUUCUGCCUCUGAGCUUGUCAGGCUUUGGAGCUGAAUAAAUAAGGGCUGUUUUGCAUUAAGUAGAGCAGAUGUUGCUGCAUGAGGACACGCUUCUCAGUCGUAGGGAAGAUGGACUUGAGUUUGUCUUGAUGAACUAAACAAAUUCAGGUUGUGUGUGGCCUCAUCCUGCCUCCUUAAGACGCCAUUGUUACCCGUGCUGAAUUAUUCAUAUUCUUCGUGUUGUAGGAAUGCUAAGUUUGUAGGUGAAAUCCAUAAAAAGCAAAGAGAAUGUGUUGCUGAAGGUGGUAUCUGCUUUACGGUCUUUCUUGCUGGGGUGGCUGAAUGUAACAGUAGGAGCUGUAUUUGGUAGGUGUUGCUAUGAAUUCUGAAAAAUACUAUGCCAUGUUGUGGUGGUUUGUGUCAGUACUACGUCUUCCAGAAUACAAAGGCACUUCAGAGUGAGCUUUGAAGGGAUGUUUCUUCAUUAAGACAAAAUUCAAGUACUCUGUGACCUCAAAACGGGGAAAACAUUGUCCAUAGAGUAGAAAAAGGGAAGUGCUCCCAUGUGUAGUAAAAUGAGGAGCAAUUCUACAAUUGCUUCCUGUUCCAAAUAGGGCACUGAAAAGGCAGUAGUAAUGUGAAGGCUUUAAACUGCCAAGGAGUUUGACCUGCUUACGUUAAAUUCUUGCUCUGGAUUCUUUUCUAGAGGAGUCCCUCUCCUUUCUCUGAUGGAGACUAAUCUUCAGGGGCUAAAGUUUGCUGCUGUUCCAUUUCUACUUGCGUUGGUGGGAGCGUGGGACCCCAGGAGACAGCAACGUUAGUGCUGUAACCGAGCAGAGGUAUUCAUAAUCUCAGAGGUGACAAGCACGCUCAGGAUAACAGAUAUAUUUGUCUUUUUAAUAAGUUUUUAGGAAGUGUUUGUCUUUUCCCUCCCCCAGGCAGAAGUUAAUUCAGGAAGAUGGGAUUUACCCUGUGAUAAAGCUGACCCCAUUGUGCUGCCUUUCAGCGUUUUAUCUUUCAGGGAAGGAACUCCUUCCUUUUUCCCUUAAGUCUGUCCCUACCCUUGCUCUUUUGAUGGGUUUAUACAGGAUUUCCUGCGAGUCCCUAGAGGAGGAAUGCAGGGAGGUAGCAGCCUGGCUUCCUUGGCCCUCCUCCACGCAGGGAGCCUUGGCCGUGCUUCAGCCAGAGGAUAUUGCAGCUCGGCGGAGGCCGAAGUCAGCACUGCCUUUUGACUUAUCCCUUGGAGCCUUUCAUCUAGUCCCUCCAUGUCCGUAGCCAGGAAGCAUUUCUCUCAUCAUGAGUUCUGAAUUAAACGUUCCAGUGGAUCCUUCCACUCCUGCUUGCUGCUCUGAACCUGGCACAAAAGGCAUGGAUUAUCGGGACUGGGUCCGGCGGAGCUAUCUGGAGUUGGUCACAUCAAACCACCACUCUGUUCAGGCCCUUUCAUGGAGAAAAUUGUACCUGAGCCGAGCCAAACUGAAAGCUUCCAGCAGAACCUCUGCUCUGCUCUCCGGGUUUGCAAUGGUUGCCAUGGUGGAGGUGCAGCUGGAGGUACAGUACAAGUACCCCCAGAUGCUGCUGAUCGCUUUCAGCGCCUGCACGACAGUGCUUGUGGCAGUUCAUCUCUUUGCCCUUCUCAUCAGCACCUGCAUUCUGCCUAAUGUGGAAGCAGUGAGCAACAUCCACAACCUGAACUCCAUCAGUGAAUCCCCGCAUGAGCGCAUGCAUCCCUACAUCGAGCUGGCUUGGGGCUUCUCCACCGUCUUGGGGAUCCUCCUUUUUCUUGCGGAAGUUGUGCUUCUGUGCUGGAUAAAAUUUCUGCCUGUGGGCUCCAUCCUGAAAAACGAGACCAGCAACGCCGAGAAGCCCAGCAGCCACGCGGGUUGGCAGUCAGCACUGGUCUCCACCAUCAUCAUGGUCCCAGUUGGUCUGAUUUUUGUCGUUUUCACCAUUCACUUCUACCGCUCUUUGGUUCGGCACAAAACGGAGCGCCACAACCGAGAGAUCGAGGAGCUUCACAAACUGAAAGUGCAGUUAGAUGGGCAUGACAGAGGCAUGCAAGUAGUGUGACAGAGGCACAGUCUGCUUCCAGCAAAUCCACUCAGCUAAGGCUAAGAGCAAAAUACCUGUUUUGCUAGUUGGUGAGAUGCAGCAGUGAUGGAUUGUUUUGAGGCUUAAAUAAACGCUAAUUGCCUGCCAUAUAUAGCUGUGGGUUCUAGUGCUGUUUCAGAUGUUGGGGUCUCUGGCCUGUUCCUGGUCCUACACACUUGUGUACUUAACACUGCCAUGGAGUUCAAGGUCUUUAUCUACCUUAACAUUGGUUCAAUUAGCCAAAAAUCUGUAUUUUUUACGAAUGCAAUAUACUGUUGCCAAAAGUAAAACUGCAUCAGCAGUCCAAAAAGCCAGUGUGUGUGUGUGUGUGUGUGUGUGUAGGACCUGUUUUAUGUGUCAGAACUCCCUGGCUGUCAGUGCAGCAGCAAUUAACUGUCAGCUUGUUUCUAGAGCUGUGCUGGUUAAUGUGGAUAUCUGCAGCUGACUUGAGGACAUCCAGGAAAGCACGAUAGGAACUGUGAGCGUUGAUCACCUUUGUUCCAAAGCAAGUAUUCAGUAAAUACAUAACCACAAAGAAAGCAGCCUUAGCUUUUAUGUUCUUUUCUUGCUAUUCCUUACUAUAUUUUUACAGCUGGGGAGGUAGAAUUUUGAAUUGCAGGCAGCUGGGAAGAGUCACAGACUGGUUUGGGCUGGAAGGGACCUUAAAGAUCAUUUAGUUC
Athene cunicularia (burrowing owl) is the source of this 3311-nucleotide messenger RNA. RefSeq names its product ORAI calcium release-activated calcium modulator 2 (gene ORAI2). The coding region runs from base 1837 to 2610 and encodes 257 amino acids. The transcript is spliced from 4 exons. Gene Ontology annotation, biological process: store-operated calcium entry. The record is from RefSeq and is a predicted model, not a curated record. Lineage: Eukaryota; Metazoa; Chordata; Aves; Strigiformes; Strigidae. Gene Ontology annotation, molecular function: store-operated calcium channel activity. Gene Ontology annotation, cellular component: membrane.